CCCCCAUUACUUGUGUGUGUGUAUAUAUAUUCGAAAUAGAAGUAGAGUUGAAUGUUAUAUAUAAUAAUAGUUAGAGAAAUAAUAAUUGGAAGAUGAUUAUUAUCCCUUUUUAUUCGGAUUGCAUGCAUGCAUUCUGAUGCAGGUGAAAUCUGAAGGCUCCCUCCGUCUCUGAGAAAAUUAGAGCAGUUCAAAGACACGUCAAGAGAGAUGACCUGGGAAUUACAAACCAUGCAUCGGAUCUAUACUUUUGGAAGGAGUUGAAAGGCUCAAAUUGCAUGCAUCCAUCUAGGUAUGACCCCAUUUUUCAGGUACGGUUUCUUUUUUUUUUUUUAAUAAAAAGAUCGAGACCAUUGAUCAAUAUAUUUGACUUGUGUGCGUGUGUAAAAUAUAGAGAUCAGGGAGCGAUAGAGCAGCCAUAUCAACAUUUCCUCCACAAGCAUCCCUUGUUGGUUCUCAAUGAAGUGGGUGAAGAGUUUUAUUAUAUCUAUAGAAUAAGCCUGCAACGAGUAUCCAAUUCUGAUUAUGGAUGCAAAGAUUGCAUUUCUACCGAUAUAAAUCAUGCUUUAAAUCACCCCACGAGUUGAAACACCCAUUGCACCCCAAACAUCCUCUUACUCUCACCACCGAACCCUUUACCGUUCAACCACAAUGUCGUUCUUCUUUAUUGAUUGAACGGUCGUUGGAAAUCAAAGAAGCUGGAAUUCAUCCUGCCGAUUCACUAACUCUUGUGCAAAAAUCAAUCUCAUUCAACUGUGAUGCUUGUGGGAUGGAAGGCAAGAGAAUGUUUUACUUUUGUGACACAUGUUCCUUCAUGGCCCAUGUAGACUGCUAUUCUACCAUUGAUUGUCAAAAUUGUACGCCACAACCACCCUCUUACCCUCACCUACUCUCUCCUAUCCAACUCAUUCAACAGUAA
Carya illinoinensis is the source of this 916-nucleotide messenger RNA. RefSeq lists its product as uncharacterized. The coding region runs from base 527 to 916 and encodes 129 amino acids. The record is from RefSeq and is a predicted model, not a curated record. NCBI's taxonomy places the organism in Eukaryota, Viridiplantae, Streptophyta, Magnoliopsida, Fagales, Juglandaceae. The transcript has 2 exons.